Molecule: messenger RNA, 558 nt
Organism: Knipowitschia caucasica
Lineage: Eukaryota; Metazoa; Chordata; Actinopteri; Gobiiformes; Gobiidae
Source: the annotation of a GenBank genome assembly
AUGGCGACCAUUGGCACUCUGGCGGCGUUUGAUGCUAAAAAUCAAAGCUGGGAAGAAUACUGUAAGAUAAUGGAGCAGUUUUUUGAGGCCAACGAAAUUGAUGACGGAGAUAAGCAAAGAGCUAUACUCCUCAGCGUGGUCGGCGCAUCUACUUACAGUUUAAUGCGUAACCUUCUCAGCCCGGAGAAACCGAAAGAGAAAACUUACCAUCAACUCGUGGUGCUGCUGAAAAACCACUUUGACCCGAAACCAAGUGAAAUCGUGCAGAGGUACAAGUUUGAUUCCCGUAGUCGUAACCAGAAUGAGAGUGUUAUGGAUUACGUGGCCGAGCUGCGGAGGCUGGCGCAGGAUUGGGAUGGUCCCACUCUACUGGGCAGAGGCUGGCUGGAGGACAUUCAGCUGGAUUGGAAGGAGGUGAAAGCCAGGCGUGAAGCUCGUCAGGUUCACCAUGUCCACUCAGGGAAGAAGACAACACUGCGGGAAGUGCUGUGCAAUAAUGAGGCUGAAGGAGGCGGGGCUUCGUCUCAGAAGGAGCAAGUGCACCUUCAUGCAGAAUGA